AUGCCCCGGCUGCCGACCAACGCGAGUCCAGAGAUGGAGUCCAUCGCGGUCAUUGGAAUCGGCUGUCGCUUCUCCGGCGGCGCGACGUCGGUGGAGGAUUUCUGGCAGAUGCUCUGUGACGGACGCACUGGCCAUGGAAAAAUCCCUCCGAGUCGAUAUGAGGCGUCGGCCUGGCAUCACCCCAGUCAUGAUCGCAAAGGCGCGGUAUGUACCGAUCCGCGUGGUGGCAGCGUGAGGGUGGACGAUGCUGAUUUUGUUAGAUCAACCAUGACAGCGGCUUCUUUUUGCAAGAAGACCCAGCCCGUUUUGACGCCCCUUUCUUUUCCAUCACGGCGAAGGAGGCCGCGGGAAUGGACCCGGCGCAGCGACUGUUGCUGGAAGUUGCAUAUGAAACCUUUGAAAAUGGCAAGAGGCAUCCCUAUUGACACUCUGCCCGGGAGUAAUACUGCCGUGUACUCGGGGUCAAUGACCAACGAUUAUGAGCUGCUAUCAACACGAGAUAUUUAUGAUAUGCCUCAUAACUCCGCGACAGGCAAUGGCCGGACAAUGCUGGCCAACCGUUUGUCGUGGUUCUUCGACUUGCAAGGUCCCAGUAUCAUGAUGGACACUGCGUGUUCCUCGAGUUUAACAGCUGUGCAUCUCGCAGCCCAGGCCUUGAGGUCUGGUGAAUGCGGAAUGGCCCUGGUGACAGGAGCGAGUCUAAUUCUUCACCCUAAUUUCACCCAGAGACUCUCCUAUAUGCAUAUGAUGAGCCCCGACGGUCUCAGCCACUCUUUCGACGAAUCCGCAAAUGGAUAUGGUCGAGGAGAGGGGAUUGGAGCUGUGCUAUUGAAGCCUCUGUCAGCCGCAAUGGCUGAUGGAGAUAACAUCCGCGCCAUCAUCCGUGGUACUGGUAUCAACCAGGAUGGUCGUACACCUGGAAUCACUUUGCCCAGUCCGACAUCGCAAGCAAACUUGAUUCGGUCGACCUAUGAACGGCAUGGCCUGUCCAUGCGGGAUACGGCAUAUUUCGAAGCCCAUGGAACUGGAACUCCUGUUGGAGAUCCCACAGAAUUAUCCGCUGUUGGUUUGACACUGGGUGAAGCACGCACGCCAACAGACGAGCCCAUUUAUGUAGGCUCUGUCAAGACGAAUCUUGGUCAUACGGAAGGCGCGGCCGGCGUGGCUAGUUUGAUCAAAGUGGUUCUCUGCUUGGAGAAGGCCACUCUGGUGCCGAAUGCUGGAUUCAAGAACCUCAACCCGAAGAUUCGCCUCGACGACUGGCGCAUGCGCCUGAGCGACAAGACAAUGCCUUGGCCAGAACAUCUGCCGCAACGAGCCAGCAUCAACUCUUUCGGAUUCGGUGGAUCGAACGCGCAUAUCAUUUUGGAGAGCACUAAGGAAUUCUUCCGUGGCGACGGCGAGAACGAAGAGGCGGCCCCUCACAUCGUGGUAUUCUCUACCUUCGAUCAAUCAGGUAUUGAGCGUUUGGGUGACAGUUGGAGCAAGUAUUUGCUUCGUCAACAAAAGGCCGACCAAGAUAUUCCCGUCAAGGACUUGGCCCACACAAUGUUGACCCGUCGCUCUCAACUCGGUUUCCGCAGCUAUGCAGUCGCCAGUUCGCUCGAGCAGCUGCAGACGACGUGUGCAAAGGGGCUUCCGAAGUUCGCCCGUGCAAGCCGCAAAGCCCAGACAAGACUUGCAUGGGUCUUCACUGGUCAGGGUGGCCAGUGGGCUGGCAUGGGUAAGGAGUUGUUGCGGAUUUCUACAUUCAAGGAGAGCAUUGCCAAGUCGCAGGAUAUUCUCGCUUCCAUGGGAUGUCCAUUUGAUAUUGUACAGGAGAUUAAGCUGGAUGCAAAGGAGAGUCGGAUCAACCGACCGGAUCGCAGUCAGCCCAUCACCUGUGCCCUGCAGAUCGCAUUGGUCGACCUUCUGUUCAGCUGGUCUGUUCAGCCCCAUGCCGUUGUUGGUCAUUCUAGUGGUGAAAUUGCGGGUGCCUAUGCUGCUGGGUAUCUCUCUCACGCCGACGCCAUGCGAGUGGCUUGGUUCCGCGGUUUCUUCUCGCAGCAGGCUGCCGAGAGCGACAGGCGAGGAGGUAUGAUGGCUACCGGACUUUCUGCAGAAAACGCGCAGAAAUACCUUGCCGAUUUGCCACACCGUUCAGUUGUGGUUGCCUGCGUUAACAGUCCCGCAAGCACCACUUUAUCUGGCGAUGUCGACAAGAUCGAUGAACUUGAGGCCAAGCUGCAAGCUGAUGGCAUCUUUGCUCGCAAGCUGCGCGUGGACACAGCCUACCACUCUCCCCACAUGGAGGACCUGGUCGAGGUUGUUGGCAAUGCCAUCCAGUGUAUCAAGCCUGAAGAUCGUUUUAACGGCACAAUUCCCAUGCUGUCAUCUGUCACCAAGGAACGCGUGUAUCCUGCUGAACUGGGCGGAUCGUACUGGGUCCGCAACAUGAUCAGCACCGUCGAGUUCACUGCUGCUGUUUCCCAGCUCGCCAAACUCAGCGAAUCUAUUAAGGGUCGCCGCCGGCCGGUGCCAAUCAAAUGGACUACUUUGCUCGAGAUUGGUCCUCACUCCGUUCUGAAGGGACCUGUAAUGCAAAUCUUGCAAGCUGUUAGCCCAAGUAUGGCGACGCUUCCUUACUAUUCCCUGGUUUCCCGUAACCAACAUGCCCUCCGGACGUCACUUGAAGUUGCCGCAUCUCUUUGGAGCACCGGACACAAUGUGGAUCUCGCUGCUGCCAACAGCUGUGUUGACACCACUGCGCCUUCUAUGGUCUCUGACCUUCCUUCCUACCCUUGGAAUCACCAGACAGCCUUCUGGCACGAGCCCCUCGAGACAGCUCAGCUGCGACAGCGCAAGCACCCGCGCCAUGAUAUUCUGGGAGUUCCUUUGGAUUACCAGAAUGCGCUAGAACCGCGAUGGAGAAACUUCCUCCGCCUCUCUGAGAACCCAUGGAUGGCAGACCACGUCGUUGCUGGCUCGAUCAUGUUCCCCGCGGCCGGUAUGCUGGUGAUGGUCACCGAGGCGGCGCGUCAACUCGCCGAAGAGCCAACCAGUAUCAAGGGCAUUGAAUUCCAGGAUGUGCACUUCAUGCGCGGCGUGGUAAUUCCAGAGGACGAUCGUGGCCUCGAGACCGUUCUCCAAGUCUCACCGCACGAAGGAAUGCCAGGAUGGUACGAAUUCGGCAUUUUUUCUCUGCCAUCUGGUGGUGGCUGGAUUCAGCACUCGAAGGGAUCCUUCACCACUCGGUACGAGAACCGCGAUAGCGUUCAAUGCGCAGCAAAUUGGGAUGCGGCCGUUAAGCGCAUCAAGGAUACACAGAAUGUUGCUCAGGCGGGCGACAUGGGACAGGCAUACCAGUGGCUCUCCCAGACAGGAGGGCUGACAGUCGGCCCAGCCUUCAAGACAAUGACUGGCGUGUCUUUCUGUGAGUCCGAGCCUCGCAUCUGGAUUUCCGGUCUCGUUACCGAUACCAAGGCUGGAAUGCCCUACGAGAAAGAAUCCACAAGCUUCAUUCACCCCACCACCCUCGACUGCCUCUUCCAGACAGCUCUCCUCUCCUGCUCUGAAGCUCUUUCCAACAACAACGCCAAUAUUCCUGUUGGAGUCGACCACGCCUACAUUUCUCAGGGCUUCAAGCCAAAGCCAGGCGAGAAAUUCGUAGUGCAUACCGAGACUCAGUACCGAGACGGAAAAUCGCGCUCGCAAUGUAUCGCAUCGGAUCCCGAGCUGUCGCAGCCAUGGAUUACCUUUGAGGGUGUCCACCUCGGCAAACUACCCUUCAACCCGAACUCGCAGAAGCAACAGGAUGUUAGCUCUGAGAGCCGAUACUCGUCAAUUGAAUGGCGGGAGCAUCUUGAGUCGCCGCUCACCUUUAACCCGGUUUUCCGUGAGGGUGGGAAGAAGAACCCUCCCGUGGAGGCCAGUUCGCUUAGUGCGCAUGAUUGGAUUGAGCGACUGUGCCAUACUAAUGGCGAUGCUAGGGUGAUGAUCACUACUUCCAACGCCUCGGGUCCGUGGACCGAGACCCUGCAGUCUUUCGCUCCUAGCACAGGAUCUCGACCUUGCCUGAGCAAGACCACUAUUGCACUCUGCAAUGUUAGCGAUGAAGUGAGGGACAAGGUCUCUACAGAGAAUGUCGGAACUCACGUCAUGUCUCUUCCUUCGCUCGACAGUCUUCCGUCCUCCUUUUCAGAGGCAGCUUAUGACUUCGUCAUCAUCGAUGAAUCGAGCCUCUGGGGUGGAAAGACCACCAAUGCCGUUGUGUCUACUCUGCCAACAAUCCUCGACAAGGGAGGAUUUGUCGCCGUCAGUGUGUCCGAGAAGAACUUCGAUCUUGCGCUGCAGACUCUUCAACAGUUCGACGGUCUAGACAUUCACGGCCUGACCAAAGACCGCAGCUUCAUUAUCGCGCGCAAGUCUUCCGAUGCAUGGACUACCGACCCCGAGAUCUAUGUGCUUGGCGGCAACGACAAGAUCAGCUCUCACCCAUUCUUUGAAUACCUCGAAAAGAUCUUUACUGUCCACGGCGCUCGUCUGGUCCCUACCGGAGUGGACCAAGCUGCUUCUCUGGCUGGAAAGACUGUCAUCUCGUUGCUGGACCUGGAUGGUUCCUGGGUCUCUGAAUGGAGCGAAGAAGACCUCAAGCAUCUGAAGGCCCUCAUCAAGGCAAAGAACCUCGUCUGGGUAUCUCCCUUCUGGGCCCAAGGUCCCCUCGACAAUGCCGGACAUGGAGCUAUGAGCGGUCUCCUGCGAACCCUUCGCAACGAGCACUGGAGCACCACUAUCCCUCAGUUGCUUGUUGAUACGCAAGACCUGCAGGAUGCCCCCAGCAUUGCUUCUGCCAUCCUCAAGGUUCUGCAAUUGACUACACAGAAGAAUUCUCGCCGCGCAGAUCUGGAAUACCGUCUUGCGAACGGACGACUACUUGUCCCGCGUGUUAUCCAAACCCCGGAUAUCAAUGAAGCUAUGCAUACUCUCAUGCAUGGACCCAGACCGGUGCCGGCGGAGCUUCCCCUUGAUUCCCGGCCUCUGCAGUUGAAUUACCAGGAUGCGGAGAAUGUCUGCUGGGAGGAACAGAAGAACGUUGACAAGGAGCUCCCUUCCGAUCACACUGAACUCAAGGUUGAGCUUGCCACCAUGUUCGAUAUCAACGGCGAGCUCGGCAAGGCUCCAGAGACAGUUCUGCCGAUGUUCGAGAUUGUCGGAAAGGUCACUCGCAUCGGCUCCAGUGUUCGUGAUUUGGAUGUCGGUGACAAGGUCCUGACGCUGGUUUCGCAAUCCUCACCACUUGCAACCACAGUUCGCGUUCCAGAAAGUGACACUGUCAGAAUCCAUGCCAACAUGGACCCGGCUAAAGUUGUCUCGACUCCGCUGGCGUACCUCAACGCCCAUCAGAUUAUCCACAAGGUUGGUCGUUUGACUUCGAACGAUUCCGUUCUCUUGGCUGGUCCGACUAGCCAGACCUUGCGUGCGAUGAUUGACUACGCCCUUGGUAGCGAUAUCCAGGUCAUCGUGGCUACAGACUCUCAAGAGUCCAUCGAUAAUCUUUCCUCCCGUUAUCCGUCCUUGAAGGAUCGCAUUCUGAGCGUCCACAGCAGUCUGGAAACAAGCGUGUCCCGACUGUCCAACGGAUGCGGCGUCGACGCCAGCAUUUCUCUCAUGGCCGGAUAUCCCGGUCGCGUUGCAGCCAGAUGCCUGGUUCCCGGUGGGCAAUACAUCAACUUGUCCAGCGAGAUGAAGCUGAGUGCACUCCCUGAAAGUUUUGUAGAGAGCGGUUGCACUUUCUCUUCGCCUCAACUGCAGAGAAUCUUCUCUGAGAAGCCUGGCAAUCUCCACGGAUCUCUCCGUCAAGUCAUCGACUUCAUGAAAAAGCAGCAGAUUCUGAAUCGCGUGGAAGCUUACUCCACCUUCCCUGUCGCUGACCUCCAGAGCGCAGUCAAGUAUUGCAAGGAGACAAAUACCCGUGCAAUCCUGGAUCUGCGGGCACCAGGCAAGGUGCCGAUUGUUUUGCCUAUGCCGGAGCUUGAUGGACUGCCUGCGCAGAACACCUACAUCCUGGCCGGUGGUCUGGGUAAUCUGGGUCUUGCCUUUGCCGAUACUCUGGUGCAGUCCGGCGCUCGCCAUCUCGUCUUCCUCGGUCGAUCUGGAGUGGCACAACGAGAGCAGCAAUUGACUCUUGACACGCUCCGCGAGUGUGGAUGUCGCGUUGAUAUCGUUCGCUGCGAUAUCUCUCGACCUGAGGAUAUUGAACAUCUCGCAUUCAAGAUUCGGAGCAUGAAGUGGAAUGUUGCAGGGGUGAUUCAAUGCACAACAGUUCUCAGGGACGCCAUGUUCGAAAACAUGACUUUCGAGGAUUGGACUCGCUCCACGGACCCCAAGAUCCGCGGCACACUGAACCUGCACAACCUCUUCUCCGAGGAUGGCUUGGACUUCUUCGUCUCCCUUUCCUCCGUCGCCAGUGUGAUCGGCAACAUGGGUCAAGCCAACUACUCCGCCGGUAACGGUUUCAUCGACGGUCUGAUGGAAUGGCGUCGGGCCAACGGUCUUCCGGGUGUAUCUAUCAAUAUUGGUCUCGUUCCCGAUGCCAGCGGAUUGAGUGAUGUGGCAGAAGACUCGGAGCAGCGUCGCCGUCGCUAUAAGCACCUUGAAGGCACGGAAAUCAUGACCCAAGAGCUCCAAACUCUCCUCCAGGUGAUCAUCAAUAGCAAACUUUCUCUUCCACCGCAGAUCGUUGCCGGCAUGACAGAUUCGCUGUCUCGCAACGACCCUCCGGCAGACUGGCUAUUUGACCGCAAAUUCGAUCAUCGCCUUUCUCUUGCUGUGGAGGAAGAUGGAGAGGCAGACGUUACUACAGCUAGUCUUCUCAAGGCGACUGAUUCUACGGAAACAGCUACACAGAUCGUUAUCGAGGCACUGAGCGGGUACUUGGCUAAGGAAAUGGCUACUACCGCCGAUGCCAUCGACACAGACCUGCCUCUAUCUGCCCUGGGUGUUGACUCACUCAAAGCCACGGCAGUUCAACAUUGGGUCUCCCGCGAGUUGGGGGCAGAGCUGACCUCCUUCGAAUUCUUGGGCUCGCAACCAACCAAGGCGCUAGCUAAGAAGAUCGCUUCUGCUAGCUCGUUCGUCUCUGCAUCAAACUAG
Penicillium argentinense is the source of this 7131-nucleotide messenger RNA. RefSeq lists its product as uncharacterized. Gene Ontology annotation, biological process: secondary metabolite biosynthetic process; fatty acid biosynthetic process. The transcript has 5 exons. Bases 1 to 7131 code for a protein of 2376 amino acids. The record is from RefSeq and is a predicted model, not a curated record. Gene Ontology annotation, molecular function: 3-oxoacyl-[acyl-carrier-protein] synthase activity; oxidoreductase activity; fatty acid synthase activity. Lineage: Eukaryota; Fungi; Ascomycota; Eurotiomycetes; Eurotiales; Aspergillaceae.